AUGCGCGACCGGGUCUCGACUACCCCGCUGGUGACGAGCGAAACCCUCUACAACGCAUCAUCGGGCGGCGACGAUGACACGCAGGACGACAAAACGGCACCGGGUUCUGCCAGGAAGCGAUCGGCUGCGUCCACGAAGCUCGACGAAUGGGGCGACAUUAACGCUCGCGCAUACGAAUUGAAGAAGGAGCAAUUGGAGUUUACCCAUCAUGUGGAGCACCAGAAGCUGGAGAUGGAUCGUCAACGUGAGGCGAGGCUGGUGGAAGAAACAAGGUUGAACGUUCGACUCUUAACUAUCCAAGCGGAUGAAGCACAUUGGAAGUAUAAGCUUGCCCGGGAUAUGGCGGAAAUCGAGGGGUGUAUAAGGAAGAUCCAAACGCGCAAAGACCUUAAGGAGAGAGGGUGGAGUGACAUUGACAUUGACUUAGCGUGUCCAAUGUAA
This is a messenger RNA of Aphanomyces astaci, 441 nucleotides long. RefSeq lists its product as hypothetical. The transcript has a single exon. Bases 1 to 441 code for a protein of 146 amino acids. The record is from RefSeq and is a predicted model, not a curated record. NCBI's taxonomy places the organism in Eukaryota, Oomycota, Saprolegniomycetes, Saprolegniales, Verrucalvaceae.